AUGCCUGGUAAUAAAAAUGGAAGACCAACAUCUCCAAUAAAAUCAAAUCCAGGUUCAUUACGACGUAAAAACUCAAGAAUUCUUGGUCAACCAUCACAAUCAUCAUUAUAUUCAUCAUAUACUAAAGAUCGAGAAGAAUUGAAACCAAAAGUUACAGAAGAACAAACAUCAACACCGAUAACUGAUACACCUACAGAUACAACUACAGAUACAACUACAGAUACACCAACAUCCACACCUAACCCAGAGACAAAUACAACACAGAGCAGGGGAAAAAAUUGGUCAAUUUGGCCUAGAAGAAGUAUUUAUACAUCAGAUGAUUCAAGACCUACUAGUAAGCAAUCUGCUACAAUUAAUAAUGAUACAUCAGCUGCAUCUAUAAAAUCAGAAAAAUCUUCAAAAAGUACUGUACAAGAAACACAACAACAACAGCAAGCUGAAGAAACUAAUAGCUCUACACCAACACCAACACCAACUCCAAAUAUUGAAGUACCAGAUGAAUCUAAGAUAAGUAGAAGUCCAACUAAAGAAGUUGAAAGAAACUGGAUGAGUUGGAGAAAGCCAUCGUUAACAUCAUUGAAAAAAGCAGCAGCUACAGAAUCUGAUACUGAAUUAUCAACAUCACAACCAAAAGCUAUUGAGACUAAAGAUUCAAAUAAUUCAUCUAAAACCAAAGAUGAUUUUAUAGAUCCAAAUUUGAAAAAAAAUGAACGUACAUCAUCAUGGUCAUUUUGGAAUUCAUCAAAUUCAGAAUUAAAAUCUAAAACUUCAAAUGUUUUAUUAUCUUCCGAAGAUGCAGUAUUAUUUGAAUCUAAUGAAGCAACAGAAAAUGAUAAACAAAAAGCUAUAGCAUCCAAAAAAUUAUCAUCAAAACCUCAUAUUCCAAAUCAAGUUGUUCCAGUUUUUGAAACAUUACCUUAUUAUUCAACAACAACAAGUGUUAUAAAUAAUUUUAAUAAUUUAAAAUAUCAAUUUGGCUUCAAAGUUGAAGAUCCAAAACAUCUUUAUAGACUUUCAUCAAGAUCUAAUAAUGAUAUUAAAAAAGUUUUAAUUAUUGGAGUUCAUGGAUUUUUCCCUACAAAAGUAUUAAGACCAUUAAUUGGAGAACCAACAGGUACAUCAAUUAAAUUUGCAAAAGAAGCAGAAAAAUCAAUUCUUAGAUGGGCAGAACGUGAAAAUUUAAAUAUUUCAAUUCAAAAAAUUGCAUUAGAGAAAGAAGGUAAAAUUUUUGAUAGAGUGGAAUUUUUUUAUAAUGUUAUGAAAAAAUGGGAAAAAGAUAUUCAAACUGCAGAUUAUAUUUAUAUUGCGGCACAUUCACAAGGUUCACCAGUUUCAAUUUUAUUAUUAUCAAGAUUAAUCGAAGAUGGAAUCAUUGAUUUAAAUAAGACCAAAAAAAUUAGUUUAUUAGCAAUGGCUGGUAUUAAUAAUGGACCAUUUUAUGGAGUUGAUCAAAAAUUAUUUGUUCGAGCUUAUUCAACAAUUGAAAAUGAUUCAUUAAUGGAAUUAUUUCAAUUUCAAAAUUUCAAUUCAGUUCAUUCUAAAGAUUUUAUUGAUAGUUUGAAAAAUAUUGUUAAUAAUAAUGUUAAAAUCACAUUUAUUGGUUCAAUAAAUGAUCAAUUGGUCCCAUUAUAUUCUUCAACUUGUUUACAUGUUCGACAUCCAAAUUUAUUUAGAGCUACAUAUAUUGAUGGAAGUUCACAAACACCAAAUUUUGUCUCCAAGGCAGUUUCAUUAUCAAAUCAUUUACAUAAUAUAGGUAAAAGUGAUCAUGGAGUUAUAAAAGAAAUUAGUAAUUCAUUAGCAGGUCCAUUAACAGGAGGAGGUCAUUCCAAGAUUUAUAAUGAUCCACAAGUUUAUGAUUUAGCAUUAAAUUUUUCAUUAUAUACAAAUGAUUUAAAAUAUCAGAUUCCAUUACAUUUUAAACCUUAUUCUAUUGAAACAUUAGGUAUGAAUCCUUAUCAUUUACCUUGGUGUAUGAGAGGAUUAUUAUUUGAAACUAAAAUUCAUAUACCAAAUGGUGAUGAAGAAAUUGAUGAAUUAUUUAAAGAAUUUGAAAAUUGGAAACCUGAAACUAAACAAUUAAAAGAUAUGAAAUAUAGAUUAAAUGGGAUUAAAAGUAAGUUGUGA
Molecule: messenger RNA, 2127 nt
Organism: Hansenula ciferrii
Lineage: Eukaryota; Fungi; Ascomycota; Saccharomycetes; Phaffomycetales; Wickerhamomycetaceae
Exons: 1
Coding region: 1-2127 (708 amino acids)
Source: RefSeq, a predicted model, not a curated record